UACAAGAGAGUAUUACUUAACAUUGUUCACUGCACUAAACGCAUUGUUUCCCAUUCCUGAUCUAGUCAUCUCCGACUUAGUAUUUGCUCCUAGAACAGAUGAGGAAGCAGCGGCAUAUAUUGACCGCGCUCUUGUCGAAUAUUCUUCAAAAACAGGCCAUUUGCCAACUGACUCUGCUCUGUAUUCUCAAGUAUUUAGAGCAGCAGUGCUGAAGGGCGUUCCCAAGUCUGUGGUGCAAGCCAUGGAGACGAAUACGGACCUUCCCGGAGCAGAUCAUGCUCGCUGGUUGUCACAUCUGAAACAUCACCUGAGGAGACAUGCAAAAGAAAAAGAGUCAAAGCAUGAGAAACACAGAACCACCGAAUCGCAAUUAGCUAUAAUGCAACUACAAAGUCUCAAAAAACAAGAAGAAAAUAUUAAAAUCACACCUGUGGCUUCCGUUGGGGCCUCGCUACCUAAUGUUGUUUCUGAGUGCAUUAUGUAUCAAACAGGGCCAUUCAUGGGUCGAGGUGCUCCGUUUGCUGGCAGAAAUCAAUGCUUCAACUGUGGUCGUAACGGACACUGGGCAAUAGACUGCCGAGCGCGUCCCCUGGAGGGCAGAGGCAGAGGAACAAGGGGCCCGCCUAGAGGAUUCAACAGGCGUGGUUAUGGCCAGCAAAGAGGAAGAGGAUACGGACAGCAACAGCAGCAGGAUAUGACUCAACAAUAUCCGCCGCAGCAGCAGCAGUCUUACCCUCAAGUGCCAAACCAACAGCACCUGCCACCAUCUUGGGGCCAGUAUCCGCAAUGAUGGGGCCCCGAAUCCACAUGCCACGGUCUGCAGGAACCAAUGAUCGGACUGACGGUAGGAGGAACUAUUUUACCUUUUAUGGUCGAUACGGGAGCCAGACAUUCAACCGUUAUAACAUUACCACCUGAAAGUUCCCUUACUGCGAAAGGCAUUUCACUUGUUGGAUUCCGGGGUGAAGAAACCAUCCUGCACAUGACUACACUCGUACAUACUCAGUGUUUUACACAAACUCUUUUACACUCGUUUGUGUAUGCGCCCAAUUGCCCUGUCAACCUGUUGGGAAGGGAUCCUCUCAUCAAAACAGCUCCAACAAUACUGUGCAGCCCGGAUGGACUGAUAUUACAGUUUCCUGAUGGACACACCUACUGUUGUUCCGGUGACGACACAUCAAACAUCUACAUGCAGGACUCAGAGCGACAACUACCAAGCAUGACGUGUGCCACCGCCGACAUCUACUGGGCGAAAAUGGCCACUGACACACCCGGAUGGACGGAAGCAGCGACCUUUUGGACUCAAUGGUCGCCGUGGGUUCGUCACCUCAGACCCUAUGAUAUGGUUUCUGAUUGUAUGCAUUGCACUCUGUACUAUGACAGGACGGGAGAUGAGGUGUACAGCGAGGCUUUCCAAAAUGUAGAAGGCAACAUCUGGGAACUACAAAUGGGUGACCUGUUCGUGGGAAAACCAGGUGGACAGGCCCUCAUAAAGUGACGGAGAGAACAUCGUCUGCUGUCCGCCUACAAGGAAAGGGGGAGACGUGGUACCACCUCACCUCUACACGACCAGCAAAGACCCCGUCUCGACAGAUCAUCAUUGCCGCAAGUACUGACUGCACGUCAACGCCAGACCAGAUCCCAUCCCAGUGACGACAUCACUCAUCAAAGGUUGAGAUCACGGUACACGGGCAGAAUAAUCCCGGUGACUCAACCUAGGACCGGGUAGUCUAACCCCAGGUCCUGAAGAAGCUGACAGCGCUCUUUAGCAACGAUCCUGAAAAAACACCACCCAACAAUGGCCCGCAAAUGGGACAAGGUUUCAAUUUGUUGGUACAUCACAACCCUUUUUAUUGUAUUAACUCUCUUGCCUGUUUGGUAUUUUUGGAUGCCUCUUGGUGUGCCCUCAAACCUAACAACAAUACAGAGAAGUAAGCGAAAACUCGAUUCAGGUCACUCAACUGUACCUAUAUCCCAGUCUGUUCCCUGGAUUUUAGAAUGGACGUACAACCAUUCAAUAACUUUAACAGUGCCACCAAGCACCUCUACCGCCGUUGAAAUACCAAUUACAUCUCUAAAAGGGUUCAGAAACACCGUUCAGAUAACAGGGGAGGCAUGGAGAGGUUAUUGGUGGUAUAUGACAGGAAACGCCCUAGAUUUAAACUGGGAUUCUUUAAUAACCACUCAACAAGGUAACUAUUGGCCAUCGGGAAAGAGCAAAGAAGCUGUCUUUUUCAAAGACAAAGUCACCCUUACCAAACAAGGGGAUCUACUUAAAUUGACCUUUGCUCUCCCCGAUGGUAUAUUGCGUCCACCAAAUGCAACCAUUUUUAAUGUUUCAUGCUGGGGUUUUUUACUCUGGGCCUGGUCAUCAGGACCGGAGCCUCAUUUUCCCGUUGUCAUAUGUGAAAACACUACUAUGGGACAACUCGAUCAGCCAAUAUUAAAUAAUUAUACACGAACUAUCAAGGUGACGGCCAUCAGUGUACCCUUAAAUAGCGUGGAUGGUCUGUUUCGAGUUACCACAGGCGUAACAGGGGACAGCAACAAUUGGCUUUUAUUAACUGAGGAAGCGGCAAAGACUACUAAAGAAAAUUGCGUGGUUUGCAUGGGACCUCGCCCUUUACUCCGGGUGGUCCCUGCCAAUAUUGACACACAAUGUGUUAUGGAAUUGAUGAAUAAAACACUACCCUCACGAAACUGUUCCAAAUGGGACAAAAUACACCCAUUGGUAAGAUGGCAAAAAGAUAAACCUCUGUUUUCAAACCAAGUUGCAAAAGGCAACUUCACCUGUAUUAACAUUACAGGAAACAAUGGCCGAUUGGGAAGGUUAAACCACGCACAACAAUGUCAGUCACUCAUCUUUGUAGGAUCAUCAUUUUGGCCACAAUCCAGGGGCGACAUCUGGUGGUGGUGCGGUGAUGACCGGAUAUUCGACAAACUCCCUUUGAACCAAGCCGGUUACUGUGCUCUGAUUUCUCUCCUGCUGCCAAUAAAGGUCUUUCCAACCACGGUUCAUGUGUUGAUGUAAACUAUUCAAAACUUAGGAUCACAACACUUGUCCCACUUACAAAAAGCCAAACGAUCUACUAGCACAUGGCAAGAUAAGGGGGACCCCACAUACAUUGAUGCGAUUGGCGUACCACGAGGGGUCCCCGAUGAAUAUAAACUUGCAGAUCAGGCAGCCGCAGGAUUUGAAUCCACAAUCUGUUGGUGGUGUACUAUAAAAAAAACACAGAUAGAAUUAAUUACAUACAUUACAAUGUGCAACGCCUAGGUAAUUGGACACAAAGCGGAUUUGAAGCGGUACAUGGUCAACUAGCCGCCACCUCUCUGAUGGCUUUCCAGAAUCGCAUUGCUUUAGAUAUGCUCCUGGCAGAAAAAGGAGGCGUAUGCUCCAUGUUUGGCGAACAAUGUUGCACUUUUAUUCCUAGUAACACAGCUUCUGAUGGCAGCUUAACCUCUGCAAUUGAAGGGCUCAGAACAUUAAACAAAAAGAUGAAGCAAUAUUCCGGGGUAGAUACUUCUAUUUGGGACAAUUGGAUGAGUGUUUUUGGACGUUAUAAGGCUCUGGUAUCUUCUAUUUUUAUUUCUAUUGCUGUGUUUGCUGCUUUUCUCACAAUAUGUGGAUGUUGUUGCAUUCCUUGCUUGCGCUCUCUUAGCCAGCGACUCAUUACAGCAGCUAUCGAAAAGAGAGAUGUUAAUAACCCCGCCCAGAUGAUGCCACUCUUGUCUUCAGGGGAUACCCUGAGAUGCUCGAUGACCCCGCGGGCAUAUUUUUGUAAUGGUACAUUCUCUUACAUGCUGUUUAACAUAUCCUGGUGUCGGACUCUUUCGAGUCCGAAAGGGGGAUUGAAGGCCCUCGCACGUGAUAUACUGAUGUCAUGAUCAUACAUAGACUUAUUUGUGCACUGUUAUGUUGUGUAACUUAACCUCAGUAUUAAAAUGUUCUGAUAAUCACGUAAGUGUGAAAACUACGUCAGCCGCAAAACAGGAUGUUUUGUCGCAAGAAGAGAUAAUGCUGUGACCUUGGAUCCACCCUGCUCAAGCUUUAAACACCGCCCUGAACACUGUAUAUAAUCUCGC
Molecule: messenger RNA, 4086 nt
Organism: Phyllopteryx taeniolatus (common seadragon)
Lineage: Eukaryota; Metazoa; Chordata; Actinopteri; Syngnathiformes; Syngnathidae
Exons: 2
Coding region: 1799-3031 (410 amino acids)
Source: RefSeq, a predicted model, not a curated record